Orycteropus afer afer is the source of this 1639-nucleotide messenger RNA. It is a transcript of the gene RGS17, whose product is annotated as regulator of G protein signaling 17. The record is from RefSeq and is a predicted model, not a curated record. Lineage: Eukaryota; Metazoa; Chordata; Mammalia; Tubulidentata; Orycteropodidae.
CCUCGCCUGGCUGCCUCUCGUCGCCGGCUGGGUGCUGAAGUUGGGCGGAUGGCAGCGCACCAGCGCCGCUAGAGGACCGAGCCGCCCGCCUGCGCCCCCGGACCGCUCGGUGCGCUGCCCACCCUCCAGGCACUGGCUGAUUGGGGACUGAAGGAGCUGAAAUGAGAAAAAGGCAGCAGACUCAAAAUGAAGGAACCCCUGCUGUGUCUCAAGCACCUGGAAACCAGAGGCCCAACAACACGUGUUGCUUUUGCUGGUGUUGUUGUUGCAGCUGCUCCUGCCUCACUGUUAGGAACGAAGAAAGAGGAGAAAAUGCAGGAAGACCGACACAUACCACAAAAAUGGAAAGUAUCCAGGUCAUAGAGGAAUGCCAAAACCCCACUGCAGAUGAAGUCUUGUCCUGGUCUCAAAAUUUUGACAAGAUGAUGAAGGCUCCAGCAGGAAGAAACCUUUUCAGAGAGUUCCUCCGAACAGAAUACAGUGAAGAGAACCUACUCUUCUGGCUGGCUUGCGAAGACUUAAAGAAAGAGCAGAACAAAAAAGUCAUUGAAGAAAAAGCCAGAAUAAUAUAUGAUGAUUACAUUUCUAUACUAUCACCAAAAGAGGUCAGUCUCGAUUCUCGAGUUAGAGAGGUGAUCAAUAGAAAUCUCUUGGAUCCUAAUCCUCACAUGUACGAAGAUGCCCAACUCCAGAUAUAUACCUUAAUGCACAGAGAUUCUUUUCCAAGGUUUUUGAACUCUCAAAUUUAUAAGUCACUUGUUGAAAGUACUGCUGCUGGCACUGCUUCUGAAUCUUAAUUUUCAUUAAAAAAAAAAAAAAGAGUUUGGAGGGCUGGGACGGGGAGUACAAGUAGUUAAAUAAACAUCAGACACUGAGUUCCUGGAGAAUUACAGUUUAGCAUUCCUCAGGCUACUGUGAAAACAAUACACCCAUUAUGAUCUUUGUCUCCAUUUUUAUCAGGGUUAUCCAUGGUUAAGUUUGGAGAAAAUACCACUUACAACAAGAAUUGCCAAAUUAAGUUUGUUUUAUUCAACAAUUCAUCUACUUGCAAGCAAACUGUAUUUGUAGUCCUAUGAACAGUCUCCUAGUGUAUUGGCAGACACUGCAUGUGCAAAGUAAAACUGCUUCGUUUGCCACAUAGUUGUUGUAAUAUUUAAUCCAAUGUCAUAACUUAUAUCUGUAUUUAAGGACUUUUGUGCAAUAUGGUCUUAUAGAAAUAAUUCCAAAAACUGGCUAUGGUUUGCAUUUUUUAACUCAAUCUAAGACAGAAAAAGCCAAUUUUACAAAACCUAACAAUGAUAUUCAACAUGCUAUAUACUGUGUUCAGUACACUAAUUUUGAAGCCAAUAUUUCUGUAUAAGAAAAAAAAGAGCUAUUUAUAACUGUUGGAAAAUCCUAAGGGGGGGGGGUGAUUCCUCUGGUUGUUCACUGCCAAAACUGUGGCAUUUUCAUUACAGAAGAGUUUGCUAUGGGAAAAAAAAAAAAGAAGAAAAAAAGCACAAAACAAUUUGAAGCUAGCCUAUCUUAAUGACAAAUCAAUGAAGUGAUAUUGUUUUUAAUUGUAAUAGAAAAAAAAAAUCUAUGUAUAUAUCAGAUGUCCAAUACUGUAAUUAAUUUAUUAAAGACUGGUUCUCCAGUU